Molecule: messenger RNA, 1553 nt
Organism: Scophthalmus maximus (turbot)
Lineage: Eukaryota; Metazoa; Chordata; Actinopteri; Pleuronectiformes; Scophthalmidae
Gene: trir
Product: telomerase RNA component interacting RNase
Exons: 4
Coding region: 712-1206 (164 amino acids)
Molecular function (GO): 5'-3' exonuclease activity; 3'-5' exonuclease activity
Source: RefSeq, a predicted model, not a curated record
UUAAUUGCUUUGAAAUUAGUUGGUUAGUUAGUUCAGUUGAGGCUCAAGCAGCAACCGUAGUACUUUUCUGAUGAAGAAGACUUGGUUGUGAAUAUUCCUUUUCGAUUCCGGCACAGCAGGGGGCGCCAACCUCACCGCGUGACGUCAUUGGAGGAAAUUAAACAUGGCCGACGGGGAGCGACAGAUGGCGAAAGUUAGCUUCGAGCGUCGGUAAAGUCUGGGGGAGCUUUUUACGUGUUCGCUGCAGGUAUUUGAGUUUCCUAUCGCACGGCAGGUGUGUCGGGGGCUUUUUUUUCUUUCUACAACGGGACACGUCCCACGCAAACAACUACUGUUUCACGUAGUGUCUGUUCGUACCGCAGAGGCCUCAGCUAGCUGCAGCGUUAGCCGCGUUAGCAGCAGGACCACCGCCUGCUUUUGUUUUUGUUGGGGGUGUGAGCCAGACGGCUCGCACCGGGAGGCCUUGCAAGCUUUCUUAUUUUUGCUGUAUUCCUUUGGGUGAAACUACAUUUUGUUGCCUACACUUAUUUCUCAUAAUUUCUGACACUCACUGCAUCGCAGGUCGGACUCCUGCGCGUCUCGCAGCGGCUGUUCACCAAAGGCCAACUUUGCAACGAAGCCAUAUUCUUUUCUUGUUUUAAUCGGACCGACACACUCUUGUUUUUGAGCUGCCGGGCUGUCGCCGGUGUGUGAACAUUACAUCCGGGGAACAUGGAUCCGGGACGCGCUCGCGACAAGCCCUCGGCGAGCGGCGGCGGCGACGGCGGCAGCAGCGGCGGGUCCAGCCCCGCGUCGCCGUCCGGAAGCCCCGCGCCGGCAGCCGGCCCGGGCCAGGGCCAGGGCCAGGGGCCCGGCGGCAACGCGUUCGCCAACGACGGCAGCUUCAUGGAGAUGUUCAAGAAGAAGAUGGAGGAGGAGGAGAGGAGGAGGAAAAAGGAGACGCCGCGAACCGGCGGAGGGGACGCGAGAGCCACAGAGCGGGGACAGGCACCAGUGGAGAAGAAGCCCCCUCCCGUGACCAGCUUUGUGGGGAAGCGCAGAGGCGGUGUGUUCCUAAAGACCGGCAUGGUUGCAAAGAAGCAGAAAGACGACAACGAAGUUGUUCCAGGCAAGAGUGACGCCUGGUCAAAGUACAUGGCUGAGGUGAAAAAGUACAAAGCCCACCAGUGUGGCGACGACGAUAAAACCAGGCCUCUGGUCAAGUAGGCUCCAAAGGGUGAAUGUGAAGCGACAAUGUUGGGAGGGGGACACCUCCUGGGAGAAGCUCUGGGAGGGCCGGACACUCUGGACCCUCUCAUACUGCCAGUCUCAAGUUUCCCUUCGCAUCGAGUCGCUCCCUUACUGCUUAGGACGAUACACCGUUCCCCCUUUUUGUUUUGUAUUGUUUUUUUGUCUUGCUUAUGUUGGACGUCGGUGAUUUUCAUCCGGUGUCAAAAGGUGUUUCACGAACUUGACGUACAUUUUUCAUGAUUAUCAUUAUUGUUGUGUGUGAGGUUUCAAUUGAUUUGAUUUAGUAGCCCAAAUCGAAGUUUCAAUUAAAUCUACACUGCCUA